GACAAGUUCUCCCAACAAUAAUCAGUACAAGAGAAGUAUUGCCUGUCAUCAAGCCCAUGAGAGCAUCGAAUUGUCGAAACUAGCGUCGAAAAUUGCAAGAAUGUCGUCUUCUUCGCCGGUUGUGAGCGCAGCAUCUCCGGCAACAGCCACCACUACAAACAAUAACAUUCCGAAGCCCAAGAGACCACCGGCUCCCACAUUGUUCGUCGGACCUCCUUCGGCAUCACGAAACGCUUCUCAACUUUCUAUCCUGCGACCUUCAACAACAGCAGAUCCCGCCUUCAGAAAUAAUGCACCUACCGGCAUCGAUCCAGCACCAUCCUCCUCAUCAUAUCGCAACACCAACAACACCCAAGCUACCUCCACAAAACCUCAGCUAAGCAACUCCCGCCAGCAAGCCUCAAUCUUCAGUCCCGCUGGCGAGCGCGAUCUCGAAACUCGAUGGCGCGCCAUGCAAAGCACCCUCUCAGCCGUCGAGCGCACAGCACACCCCUCGGCCGCAACACACGUCUUCAGCGACGGCCACACCCGCGCCCUCGACGACCUGCGCGACGCCCAGAUUCUGCUCGCUCGUGCCUGGGGCCGAGGGAGUGAGGAUCGUCAUCAUCACCAAUUCCCGGGCGGCGAAAACGAUAGUGGCGAGGCUACGCCUACUUCCGCUACUGCUGCUGCUCCAGCUGAUGAAAUCUCCGCGGGCCCGACCCUCCACCGCCCCCAGCAAUCCCGCCAACACGGCCCCGCGGAUCUCAAUCCUGGCACCACCACGGAUGACUCCCCAACAACAAGCACCUCCACCGCCCUCCCCAGCGAACCCACCACCGCCACAACCUCCACACCCCCUCCUUUCUCCAGCGCAGCCCCCAGCCUCGAAGACGCCACAGCGCGCGAUAUUCAGCGCGCCAACGAGCGCCGGGCCGCGAACGAGGAGUAUUUCCGCAAAGUCGCGACGGGCGUGCGGGAGGUUGUGGGCCGCUUGGAGGGUGUUGCGGAGGCUAUGCGGAAGGUUGAGGGGGAGAGUCGAGGGUUGUGGGAUGAGGCGGGGAGUGAGAGGACGGGAUCUUCGUCGGCGGGGACGGUCAAUGUGGAUGGAAAUGGUGCUGGUAGGAGGUGAAGCAGGCAAAGAUGAAAUGAUUGUUGGAGCGCCCGAAAUCGAUCUGGUCCGCUGAGAAGGAUGCGGACGCUCGUUCCUAUUUCGAACAGGGAGUACGCUUUACGUUUUGUAUGAUCGGAGCACUUUGCUUGACUACGACCACCGCCUAUACCCGGAUGUGUCCCUUGAUAUCAUAAUGCAAGCGGCCCGGGGUUCGUAGAAGCGACCUCGUGUCCCCAGCGCCGGAAGAAGGUGUAUCUACAUUGUGCCGUGGUGGCCUCGCAUCAGGGUCUUUUUCGAACUUUGUGAAGACGGAAGCCUGCCUCCGAAAGUGGUAUAUCCCGGUAGUCCUAUACUUCACGAAAUCCUCCCCACUAAUCAAAAUACAAACAGGUACUCGUUUGGAAGCCCUGUCUCGCUGCUUGUACUACUAAAUAAUACUGC
This is a messenger RNA of Dissoconium aciculare CBS 342.82, 1534 nucleotides long. RefSeq lists its product as uncharacterized. The record is from RefSeq and is a predicted model, not a curated record. The coding region runs from base 101 to 1111 and encodes 336 amino acids. The transcript has a single exon. Lineage: Eukaryota; Fungi; Ascomycota; Dothideomycetes; Mycosphaerellales; Dissoconiaceae.